Messenger RNA from Pyrgilauda ruficollis (rufous-necked snowfinch), 677 nucleotides. RefSeq lists its product as uncharacterized. Lineage: Eukaryota; Metazoa; Chordata; Aves; Passeriformes; Passeridae. The transcript is spliced from 3 exons. Bases 33 to 677 code for a protein of 214 amino acids. The record is from RefSeq and is a predicted model, not a curated record.
UUGCUGACCGUUAAUACUUAAAUCAUGCAUACAUGAGUUACCUCUUCAUCAACUCCUUUCACCACAGGCUCUGCUCCAGGCUCCUGUGGCCCCGACCAGGUGCUGAUGGAGGCCGGGCCCAGCUGGGCUGUGGGGUGGGGCAGAAUCAUGGCUCCUUGGGCAGCAGCCGGCCCGCUGCACCCUCCAGAGCCCGGUGCCAGCGGCUGCUGGCCGCCUCGCAGGGCUGUGCGGGCAGGGGAGGCCAGUGCUGGCCGCACGGAGCGCCCGGCACAGGGGCUGGGCCUGCACCAAGUGCACCCUCCUGGCGCUCUCUCCAGCUGGCAGAGGACAAGAGCCGAGCGGCCGAGCACCUGCGCCACGCCCUGCAGUACCUGGACAGCCCGCAGGAGUCCCUGCGACAGGCGGCCAUCAGGUUCAUCGGGAUGGCCGGGCGGCACCUCAGGGGCCACAAGCGACAGCUGCGGCACAUCUGUCAGGCCCUUGAAGACAAGGCAGAGGAUAUCAGCCCUGCCACCAGAAGCUUGGCUCUCAAAACAGCCUUUGUCUUCUGGGCUGUGGAGAGAGCUCCGGGCUCCAUCUUGCAGAAGCUGCAAGAUCAGUUCUGCAGGGCACGCAAGAAAUGGCCUUGUCUCUGGGGCCACCGCUGGCUGUGCUGCUGGGGCUCUGAGGAGAGCUGA